CGGGUCCCCCGGGGCCGCCGCCGGGCACGGGCCUCCUUCGUGGACGAGUCGCUGUUCGGGCGCCCCGCGGGGUCCCGCCCGCCGCCGCCCGCCUUCGCACCGCCCUGGGCGGCUCCCCCGGCUCCCGCUGCCGGCGGCUCCCGGCCGAGGAGUCAGUGCAGGUCCCGAAGCCACGCUCCGUCCUUCUGCGACGAGUCCCUGUUCGGUGCCAAGCCCCAGGGUGCCGCUUGGGCAGCUCCGUGGAUGAGGAAACAAGACAUAGCCAAGCUCCAUACGCUGCUCUGGAGCCCCCCGCCCGCCCCUCGAAACCAGCCCGGCCUUUCCCCUCUCUCCAGGGGGACACCCCUGAGAGCCGUGCACCCACCAGCCUCUGCCCCUCCGGCCACAGCGGGCUCAGAGCCCGGCCACAGGGGCAAAUCCGGUGGCUGCAAGUGUCCCGAGAGCAAUGCUUGCUCCGAAGGCUGGGGGCCUCCUGUCAGAGGACGUUCCCAGUCUGUCAGCCGGCUCAGCGCCCCCUUGGAAAGGCUUCACCUGGCUUCAGACAACCUCGGGACAGAAAAGUGGAAAAACCAGAGUGCUCCGACAACCCCUGCCUCCUCCGGAGGCCCUCUGAUGAGGGGCAGGUCCAAAAGCUUGUCCGGACCUCCUGUGGCCAGGAAUGCAGGUGGCUGCAAGCCCAGACCACCCUGGAAGUGAUGCCAAAUGUCCCUCUGGAUGUACAUAACAGCCUUAGAACUACCUGAGACCUCCCAGUGACCAAGUGUGUGAGGACCCUGCGCUUUUCUGUGGCUGGAGACAAAGGAUGGGGCUGUUCCAUGCUGGAGGACAAGCCAGGAGCUGGAGGUGACCACAGCACCAGAGGCAGUGAAGGGCACAACCCCACAUCCCACAGUACCAGAGUGGGAUGGCCUUGGUGGGAACAGCCACUUCCAUGGAUGUCCAGUUGUGAUCAGAUGAGGUGUGGUAACGAGUCGGGUUCCUGCUGUCUGCAAAGUCCAGCUGGGAAGUCAGAGCAGCAGGAGACAGGAGUGCCCACAGGGCAGUCCAAGGCCCAUCCAGGAGAAGGACCAUGCGCAGGUACUGGGAGGCUGCUUUUAGCCCCCCCCAAAACAUUCCCUUCUCCAGAGAAGGAGCCCCAUUCCCUCUGCCUCCGUGCACAGGACGUGUGCUCCAGCCCUGACGGCCUUGGUGUCUCCCUGCUGUCCUUGCUCCGUGUCAUCGGCGCUUUAAGGUCUCCUCUGGCAAGUCUGGAGAAAGGAGGACGAGUUUGGAGAUGAGGAAUGGCAUCACCCUGCAUCCUGCUGGUGGUGGGAUGGCCCCAGGCUGGGUGGGGUUUGUGACAGAGGAGGACCAGCUGCAGGGAUUUUGGCAGCUCAUGGUGAUGAGCUGCUGAGUGGACACGUAACCCUCUGGCUUGUGCUGAGGGUUGUUCACAGCAGUGCCAUGCUGUCACCAAAUAAAUGAUCCAAGACAAAUCUGGGACCUCAUGUUUGGUCCGUGGGAUGCUGCUGAGCCAUCUGGGCAUCUCCAAAGGCUGAGUAAAGCAGCUCCUCAGUUUCCAUCCCUGAGGUGGGAAAGAGCAGCUUGAUCUGUAGGAAUGUAGGUGGGGAGGCAGAUAAAGGACAUGGGCUGGGUGACUUGGGGUUUGCAGUCACUGCUGCCCAGGGAAGGAGGCUGUGGGGAGGAGCCCAUGAGGUUCAGGGAAUACAGGAGAGUCCUGGCAGUUUGGUAACUCCCUCCAACGCAAAGGGAAACACUCCAAAUACACCCCAGGACACACUGAGCCAGGUUAAGAGCAUCAUUCUGCCCCCAGAAAUUAUUUUAUUGCACCUUAAGCAGCAAGGAAUCUGCCUUGACCCACUCCAGCACGUGGAGCUGGAGCCAGCCAGGAGCCUGCCCUGCAGGGAUUUUGUGCUUAUUUCUUGGCCUUCUUGCCCCUUCCCUUUUUCUUUAUCUCCAGCAUGAGGAAUGGCUGGAAUAGGCAGCUUUUCUGGAUGUGGGUAUUGUGGCUGUACAGCUCAGGUUGUGGCUGUAUCCCUCCCAUCCCACUCAUUCUCCUGCUGUGUCCAGGAACAGCAGGUAAGCACGGUGUGUUUCUCCUUCAGGACAAGCCCUUUCCUGGGUGCAGACAGCACAAAGUACCUCUGGUUCAGCCUGCCAAGGCAGCAGGUGCCAGUUCCUGCAAACUUGAGGGCAUUGAGCAGGUUCCUCCUGCACAUCCCUACAAAGGGAUCCUUUUACCUAUCCCAGAUCUGGGUAGAAUUGCCCCUGGCUGCUGAACUGAGCCUUCCCAAGGGACCAAAUGAAGGAAAUGUGCCUGAACGGGACUUUUCAAGAGGUGCCAGGUCUAAAUACUUUCAUGCUCCUUUGAACCUCCCCCAGAAAGCCAAGGACAGUUGGGUUUGGUGGCACUCAGCACAGGAGGAGGGUUAGGGGACCCAGCAUUCCUGGGCCUGGUGCUCCCGCCACCUUUGGCAGGUAGAAAGCAAGAAUAGCCUGAUGUUAAAACCUGAGAAGGUGAGUGAGGGUCCUUGGGAUUAGCUCCAAGCUCUCAGAUCUUUCCCCACACUUCCCAUUGUGGCAGUCCAGCAGCUCUUCUCCACCUGGGUAAAAACUGGAGGGACAUGGAACAACUGGGGCCUUCUCAGAAGAGGGGUUGGGGGUGAACCUGAGCCUGCUCAGCUUAAUUUGGGAUGUGGGCACAGUGAUGUGCAACCUGUGAAGGCUGAGAAUCCGGGUGUGAUUUGGACACUAGAUGGAGACAAGAGGGUUGAGGAUAGACAGAAAAGCAGGAACACUGUUCCCCAGCGGCAGGGGGAUGAGUUGGAUGCAGUGGAGUGAAUCAUCAGCCCACUGGGGUAACUGCCCCGAGAUCUCAACAGCAGAGAACUGAACCAGUGCCAUACUGGGGAGCUGGAGACCUUGAAAGGUGGAGCCUCUUAAAAUGAAGAGAGAUUUAAUCUGAAAAGCAAGUUGACAGGGGCUUGUAUGGCCAGUUUGCUCCUACUGUUGUGUUCAGGCUCCAAGGAAUCAGCAGGGAAAACUCAAAGCCCAUCACAUCAGCCACACACUUUCCUGUCCCAGGGUGUCACCGAGGGCUUCCAGGAGGUCAGACCUGGCAGUUCCUCACUAUUUAUACCACGAGGACAAUGUUGGUGAAAUAGAAAUGGGUUUAUAUGGGUUGUUUGCAUUUUGUUCUGCAGUUCUCAGUGCUUUACUGUUGCUCUGUCUUCUUGUUCUGACGGGGCUGUGCAGCCCAGCACAAGAGCAAAAGCUGCUCCAUUACUGCUGGGGCUGCCCUGCCUGCUGGAACUGGUGCCUGUGUGGUAAAAAACCAUUAAAUCUGUAUAAAA
Molecule: messenger RNA, 3353 nt
Organism: Corapipo altera (White-ruffed manakin)
Lineage: Eukaryota; Metazoa; Chordata; Aves; Passeriformes; Pipridae
Gene: RITA1
Product: RBPJ interacting and tubulin associated 1
Exons: 3
Biological process (GO): Notch signaling pathway; nuclear export; negative regulation of Notch signaling pathway
Cellular component (GO): cytoplasm; nucleus
Molecular function (GO): tubulin binding
Source: RefSeq, a predicted model, not a curated record